UAUGUUUUAUACUACAAGUUUUCAAAUCUGCUCAUUCUAGAAAUCAAUCCAUCCAUUAUCUGUACUGCUUAUUCCUGAAUAGAGUCACAGGGGAACCCAAUCCCAACUGACACUGGGCGAAGGGCAGGGUCCACCCUGGACAGGUCGCCGGUAUAUCACAGGGCUGACAUUUAGAGACAGACAUUCAUACAUUCCCAUGGGCAAUUUUAGAGUCUCCAGCCAAACUAAGCUGUAUGUCUUUGGACUGUGGGAGGAAGCCAGAAUACCCAGAGAAAACCUAUGCAGGCACAAGGAGAACAUGCAAACUGUGCACAGAAAGACAAUGAGAGGGCCAGGGCUCGAACCCAGAAUCUUCUUGCUGUGAGUUGACUGUACUAAUCACUGCACGACCACGCCGCCCACAUUCUGUAAAUGUUAUAUUCAUAAUAAAGUCCAUAUAUCUUGCAGGUGCAGUGUUUUUAAAGUACACAUCUGCACAUCAAGACACUGUAUAAUGUAAAUAUAUGGCCCUCUGUAGAGCCAUUUAUCUAACAAAAACUACAAUUCUUCUCGUACCUGAUAAUUUAGGUGUCUAUUUAUUACAUAUAUUUUCCCCUUCUUUCUUAUGAGACAUAAUUCACUUUACUUUUUGGCUUAGCAUACCACAAUUCUCUAGACUUCAUACAGGUGGACAAACAUUUUUAACUCAUGAUCCUCUUAUUAGGUUUUUCAGCAGAUGGAAUUUAUUUUGUUUUCCAUUCUGAAUGGCCUCCUCUUUCUAUUUAUCUAGAGGAUAGCAUUCAUGUAAACCUGGGGUUAAAAAUUCCAAAAAAGCUAGCAAGUGAAUCUUGAAUUUGGAUUUUUUUUUGUUUGUUUAUUGCUUUGUCAGCUGAAGUUUCCAAGGUCAACAAUAAACAGUCAAAAUCCACAUUUAUAACUAUUAUAAUUCUUGCUAAGUAUUUUCAAGUCCAAGGAAUUACUUUUACAAUCAAUUUAUAGGAUUGUUCACUCUGUUAAUUAUGAAUGUACAGUAUAAAUUUCAACAUUUAAUAUGAGUAUCUAUAUUUGUAGUCAGUGCAUGUCUUCAUUUCGACUGGGAAUAUUAAAGAUCUAUCAUAUCAUUUUUGCCUGAUGUUGACUGUAGAAAUAUUAAAAUGCCUGGUCUAGACUUUGAGGGUCUUGGUGGCUUCAUACAAAAAAAAAACAUCUAGACUUGUAUCUAAAGCACAAUAUGCCUCGUUGUUCUUUCUAAGAUGAAUGCCAUGGCAUUGUGGGAGAUCAUGUGGGCGUGGUUGCCCAAGACAUUUAUGUCAAUUACAACAUUGACUGUGUGGAGUAAAGGCAUGACUCUGGAAUGCUGCCCUUGUUUUCUUGUCUUUGUGUGGUGUGGCUUUGAUAGUACAGCUGAGGACUGCAUUUCUGUGGCCGAACAACACAACGCUAAAGGUUUUUCUCCUGGCCUGACAUCCUAAAUCAACGGCCAUCCCCUUGCGGCGCUUCUCUGGAAAGGCACCUGUUUCUGCGGGGAGGGAACAGCAGUGAGGAAAGAAGACAGGAGAGGUGGUCAUUGUGAUAAAACACUGUCUAAGAGUGUGCUGAGCACUGGCUACCUGCAUGGGGUUGCGAGAAACAGCAGCAAACCGUGGACAGGCUGGAAAUACUGUAUGUUUGAAGGAAUGAUUGGAUUUCAGUAGCAUAUACCAGCACAAACUUAGAUGAUUGGUUGAUUGAGAGGAGAGAAAGAACAAGAGAGAUCACAAAAAGACUCAGAGAGGACCAAGAAAAAGAAGGCUGACAGAUGAAGUAGCAUGAGGAACGUGAGCUGAGCUACAAGUGUUGUGUGAGAGGACUACCUGUUGCUCCUUCUGAGACCCACCCGGAACCACCAGUACUGCUGUACAUCAAGCAAAGGAAGAGAAAAAGAAGUGAUCAAGUCUCUCUGUUAGAACAGGCAGGCAAGUUGCUACAUUGCCAAACAGGUGAAGUCAGCAAAGCAAGAUAGCGUAUAGACUGGACGAGGUGUCGUCAAGAUGAUGUCUGUGAGACUCUGUGAGCGUUGCCACUCCUUCUCUGAUGACUCUGAGGAGGCCAAUAGAAACCAUGCAGAUCCUGGACCAGAACCAGACCCUGAAGAACUGGACUGGGAUAGCUAUAGUACCACACUGGAGCACAGAUUAGCGACCGUGGGUAUCUCUGCCGGUGUUUGAAUACAGUGUGUUGGGUUUGAUCGCGACUGUUAGCUAGUGGAAAUCUUUAAAUCUCUGGUCAGAGUAUGAAUAGUAGCGACUUUCCUACACUUUAUGACAAGAUAGCUAUUUAACAUAAGUAGCUGAAGACAAAAUAAAUAAGCCAAGCUUUUCUAAAGGUGCCUUUAAACAACCAGCUCCUGCAGCAAGCCACGUAAAUACAUCUCAGACAGUAACGCUGAGAGACCCAAAUCAUAUCACCCAUACAUCCAACCCGAAAGUGAGGAAGUCAAGUGAUGCAUUACUGCCUAACACAGCUAGCUUUCUUCUAAUUUCCUUGGUACUAUACCCUAAAUAUUAUCCUGAAAAAUGAAACGGUUGCUUAAUAUCAGGUUUAUAAUACUUGUAGUGUGAACUGACAUGCUUGCCAACACCGGCAUAUGUCAAUAAAAGACAAUUCCACUAACAAAAAGGAAACUGUCUUAACUCUCUUAAACUGUCAUUUUAGCUGUUUUUCUUAAGGCUUGAUUUAAGACUUCUCUAUCCAAAGCAGCACUAUCCCUGGGCAGGCUCUUUUAAUACACCAACAUGAGUGGACUUGUGUCUGUGAUUUGCAUAUGUGUGAACACACCUGUGUGUACAGACUGACUGUACAUGGCCUUUGUGAACUCAAGCUGUGACUGAUCUCGUCCAGUAGCCACUAAAAAAGGUUCAAACUGCUUAGGAAAAGAAAGUUUCAAAAAAGGCAGGGACAGAGUACAAACCAAGCUCUUUUAUGGAAAUAAAUGCUGAUGGAAAUGUGGUCAGCUGAUAAUUUUAUAAAUAACCAGAUAUUUGGGUUUGCUGUUAGCACACUGCAAAUGCCUUGCCCAUGAUGACUGGUCCUUUAGGAAAGUAACAGUAAGUAGAGCAGGCUUUCACAGUCCUCUCACUCUUGUUAUGGAUAGCUGUUGUUUAAGUGACAUGCUUAUCAAGUCAGCACUAUGCAUCGCUGCGCUGCCUUUUAGGCUCUAAUACUGUACAUUAAUGCAAAUGCAGACUAACAAAGGCAUGGUUUCUACUGGCUUGAGGGAGGAGAAGUUUCAGCUUGUGGCAUAAUGGACGGAGCAGGAGAGCGCCCAGGCAUCUGAGCAGCGCUGCAUCCAUCUGGAGAAGGCCCGGCGUGAGAUGGAGCGGCAGCUGUCAGGCCUGUCAGAGCAUCUGGAAGAGGAGGAGGCCUGCUCAGCCCAGCUGGCCCUCCACAGGGACAGGCUGGAGGCUGCGUGCAGCAGCCUCAGACAAGACCUGGACCAAAUGGAGAGUGCCCUGACUUUGGCUGAGCAGGGCAAACAGUCAUCAGACCGUGAGGUGAGGAGGCUGUCGGAGCAGCUGUUUCAAAAGGAUGAGGUGGUGCAGAAGCUCCAGAAAGAGAAAGAGCAUCUGGUGGAGCUCAGUCAGCGUGCCAUUGAGGACCUGCAGAAUGAAGAGGAGAAAGUGAACCUGCUGACCAAAGAGAAAACCAAGCUACAGAUGCAAGCUGAAGAUUUGGAGUACCAGCUAGAACAGGAGCGCCGACAGCGUGGUGAGCAGGAGAGGAGCAGGAGGAGGCUGGAAGGUGACAGCAGAUCCACUCAGGAGACCCUGGGAGAGAUGGAGAAGAGGAGAAGUGGCCUGGAGGACCUGAUCAAAAGGAAGGAUCUGGAGAUCAGCAGUGCCUGCUCCAAGCUAGAAGCAGAAGAGGCCCUUAACACAGACCUGCAAAGGAAGAGCAAGGAGUUGCAGGCCCGCAUCGAGGAGCUGGAGGAGGAGCUGGAAGCAGAGCGGGCCAUCAGAGCCAAGGUGGAGAAGCAGAGAGCAGAUCUAACCAGAGAACGGGAUGAUCUCACUGACCGACUGGAGGAAGCUGGAGGGGUCACUGCCUCACAGAUGGAGGUGAAUAAGAAGCGGGAGGCCGAGCUGCAGCAUCUCAGGAGAGACCUGGAGGAGUCCUCUGCUCAAUCCGAAGCGCUGGCUGUUUCUUUGAGGAAAAAGCACAGCGAUGCUAUGGCAGAGCUGAGCGAGCAGUGUGAGGCUCUGCAGCGGGUCAGAGCCAAACUGGAGAAGGAGAAGCAGAGCCUGAUGGUGGACAUGGACGAGCUGGCUGCUUCACUGGAGAGUCUGCAGAAAGCCAAGACGUCCUCGGACGGCCAGAUGAAGAAGCUGGAGGAGCAGCUGUCUGAAGCCAACAGGAGAGGAGACGACCUGCAGAGGACACUCACUGAGCUCAGUGUAGCCAAGAACAGACUUACAGCUGAUAAUGCAGACAUGAUUCGACAGAUGGAGGAGGCAGAGAGCAGAGCCAGUCAGCUCACCCGCUCCAAAACUCUGCUCCAGACCCAGCUGGAGGAACUGAAGAAACAGCUGGAUGAGGAGGUCAAGUAUAAGCAGGCGGUCAGCAGCAGUCUGAGCUCAGUGCGGCAGGAGUGUGAGGCUCUGAAGGAGCAGCUGGAGGAAGAGCAGGAGAGCAAGCAGGAGCUGCAGCGCCUCAUCUCCAAACUCAACAGUGAGGUGACGCACUGGAGGGGCAAACAUGAGUCUGAUGCCAUCCAAUAUGCCGAUGAGCUGGAGGACACCAAGAAGAAGCUGGCGACCAGGCUCCAGGAGGCUGAGGAGGCCAUGGAAGCCACCCAGGCCAAAUGUUCUUCACUGGAGAAAACCAAACAGAGGCUGCAGGGAGAGGUGGAAGACCUCUGCAUGGACCUGGAUAAGGCCAGCAGCUGUGGUCAGGCUUUGGAUAAGAAGCAGCGGGUCCUGGAGAAACAGCUGGGAGACUGGAAGCAGAAGUGUGAGGAGCUGGUGGCCGAGGUGGAGGGUUGCCAGAAGGAGAGCAGGCAACAUGCCAGCGAGCUCUUUAAACUCAGGACAGCUCACGAAGAGUCGCUGGAGCAGUUGGAGGUUCUACAGAGGGAGAACAAGGCCUACCAGGAGGAGAUAGCUGACCUGACAGAACAGCUAUCAGAUGGUGGUAAGAGUGUCCAUGAGCUCCAGAAAGCAAAGAAGAAGAUUGAGAUGGAGAAAGAAGAGCUACAGGCCUCCCUGGAGGAAUCUGAGGCAGCUUUGGAGGCUGAGGAGACCAAGGUGAUGAGGCUGCAGCUGGAGUUGUCUCAGGCUAAAGGAGAUCUGGAGCGCAGACUGCAGGAGAAGGAGGAAGAGCUUGAAGCUACUAGAAAAAGCCACCAGAGAGCAUUAGAGUCCCUGCAGGCCAGUCUGGAUGUGGAGGUGAAAGGUAGAGCAGAGGGCCUGAAGCUGAAGAAGAAACUGGAGGGCGACAUCAACGAGCUGGAGCUGCAGGUGGACCUGCUCACAAAGAACAACACAGAGCUCAGCAAGAACAGCAAGAAGAUGCAACAGCAGAUCAAGGAGCUGCAGGCUCAGCUGGAGGAGGAGGUACGGAGCCACGGGGAGUGCAAGGAGGAGCAGGCAGCUGUGGAACGACGCUGCUCUCUGUUGGUCUGCGAGGGAGAGGAGAUUCGUGCAGCUUUUGAGAGUACGGAGAGGGCUCGAAAGGCCCUGGAGACUGAGCUGCAGGAGGUCAACGAGAAAUACAGUGACCUCAACAACCAGUUCCAGACAGCUCUGAGUGGGAGGAGGAAGCUGGAGGUGGAUCUCCAGACUCUGCAGCAAGAGCAUGAGGAGCUGCAAGGAGAGCUGAGGGGUUCCACAGACAAGGCCAAGAAGGCCAGCUGUGAGCUGGCACGAGUUGGGGAGGAGCUGCGUCUGGAGCAGGAGCACACGCUCCAUUUGGAGAGAGUGAAGAAAGGUCUGGAGGCUCAGAUCAAAGACAUGAGCAGUAGGCUGGACGAGGCCGAGCAAAUGGCUCUCAAAGGAGGCAAGAAGAUCAUCCAGAAGCUGGAGGGAAAGGUGAAGGAGCUGGAGCUGGAGCUGGACUCAGAGCAGAAGCGACAUGCUGAGACAGUGAAGACACUGCGGAAGAACGAGCGUCGGCUGAAGGAGCUGCUGUUCCAGUCAGAAGAGGACCAAAAGAACCAGCAGAGAAUGCAGGAGCUGGUGGAGCGGCUGCAGAACAAGAUGAAGGCCUAUAAGAGACAAGUGGAAGAGGCUGAGGAACAAGCUAAUAUGAACCUGGCCAAGUACAGGAAGACAGUCCAUGAGCUGGAUGAUGCCGAGGAGAGAGCAGACAUCGCAGAGUCAGCGCUCACCAAGAUCAGGACCAAGAACAGAGGCAGCUUUGGCAAGGGCUACUCCUCUGGAUACAGCACGCCAUACCCUGGCCUGGUCAGGUCACCCAGCUCUGCGGGCUCAGAGGGCAGAGGGGAGAAGCUGCUCAACGAUGACGAUGAGUCUGUCAGCUCCCUCAUCCCUGCCUAUCUCAACUCCCUCAAGAAGCUUAUGAUUGAUUAGAAAGAUAGCUGUGACACCAUUACUAGCCUCCAGUCCUACUGCUGGUGUUAGGGCCUGGACUUCAUGUACGCCAGAGGCCCUCAGAUGCAGCACUGGAUGGACAUGGUCAACACUCCACAGGAGCCGGUGAAGCUGUGGCACGGAUUGGGUAGAGCCAUUCAAGCAACCAAACAUGAUCAGAUCCACAGACACACACAGAGUCUGAAAUAAUAGAAAUAAAGUGCUAAUAAAUGUGUUCAUCAUUUGUAAAACGUAUCCAUCUGCUAAUAAA
This is a messenger RNA of Monopterus albus (swamp eel), 6816 nucleotides long. RefSeq names its product myosin-16. Gene Ontology annotation, cellular component: myosin II complex; cytoplasm; myosin filament. Gene Ontology annotation, molecular function: actin filament binding; microfilament motor activity. The transcript is spliced from 24 exons. Bases 3333 to 6545 code for a protein of 1070 amino acids. The record is from RefSeq and is a predicted model, not a curated record. Lineage: Eukaryota; Metazoa; Chordata; Actinopteri; Synbranchiformes; Synbranchidae.